UGGCAACCCAAAGCAGAAGAAGAUAUAGUAGUGUCGCGUACUGAUGACGUCAUGUCGCGCGGCGCCGACAACAGCGGGGUUAGGGUUAGCUAGCAUGUUGUGCUAAUUCUCUGGAACAUACCGGGCUAUUUGUGUCUUGGAUAACAUGUCUCUGUACGAUGAUUUGGGAGUCGCCACCAGCGAUGCAAAGACCGAAGGCUGGUCGAAGAACUUUAAAUUGCUGCAAUCCCAGCUUAAAGUGAAGAAAGCUGCCCUGACACAGGCAAAGACACAGAGGAUGAGGCAGUCAAAUGUUCUGGCUCCAGUCAUCGAUCUGAAGAGGGGAAGCACUGUAGAUGACAGACAGAUCUCCGACACACCUCCACACACAGCAGCAGGGUUGAAGGACCCUGCACCUGCUGGCUUUUCCUCAGGCGAUGUUCUGAUCCCGCUCGCUGACGAAUAUGACCCCAUGUUCCCCAACGACUACGAGAAAGUGGUGAAAAGACAACGAGAGGAGCGCCAGAGGCAGAGAGAGCAGGAGCGGCAGAAGGAGAUCGAGGAGAGGGAGAAGAAGCGCAAAGAGCGUCAUGAAGGAAGUGCGCCCAGCGGUUUCUCUCGCUUCCCUGCAGAGGCAGACUCUGAUGAAGACGAGGAGUAUGAGAAAGAGAAGAGGAAGAGAAGUAUGGGCGGAGCUGCGAUUGCACCUCCAUCAUCUCUAGUGGAGAAGGACUCUUCAUACUCAUAUGACGAUGAAGGUCGUCAGCGGUCCAAGGCAGCGAUUCCGCCCCCUGUUUUUGAGGACCCUGAGAGACCACGCUCACCUCCAGGACCCACCAGCUCCUUCCUGGCCAACAUGGGAGGGACGGUGGCUCACAAGAUCAUGCAGAAGUACGGCUUUCGGGAAGGCCAGGGCUUGGGAAAGCAUGAGCAGGGGCUGAGUACUGCUCUGUCAGUGGAGAAAACAAGCAAACGGGGUGGAAAGAUCAUCGUUGGUGACUCAACAGAAAAGCCUGGAGGAGCCAGUCAGAAUGCAGCAGACACGCCUGGUUAUAUUUCAGCAGUAGGAGAUUCAAAGAAGAACGAGGUCAACCCUCUGACUGAGAUCCUCAAGUGCCCUACGAAGGUGGUGUUAUUGCGGAACAUGGUGGGAAGAGGAGAGGUGGAUGAAGACCUAGAAGCUGAAACUAAAGAGGAGUGUGAAAAAUAUGGCAAAGUCAUCAAGUGUGUUAUCUUUGAGAUUUCGGAUGUGCCAGAUGACGAAGCUGUGAGAAUAUUCCUGGAGUUUGAACGGGUCGAGUCAGCUAUUAAAGCCGUGGUGGAUCUGAACGGAAGGUAUUUUGGAGGUCGAGUGGUUAAAGCCUGCUUCUAUAACCUGGACAAAUUCCGUGUGUUAGACCUGGGAGAAGCGGUGUGAGUCACACAAGCUAUAUAACAUCCCUCACCUUCUCUUUGUGGGAAUUCCUUGGGGGGAAAAAUGUCUGUGGCCCCCUUUUUGUACAUAGCAUGGAUUUUUUUUCUCCUUUUUUUCCAUUCAUAUAUUUGUUUAUUAUGAACAUUGGUGUAUUUAACUUGCAACCUGACAUAGAUUUUUUUUAAUUUGUUUAAAGAUUCCUUGUGUUCUCAGUUCAGUCUGUCUUAGAGUCAACAUCUCAUUCUUGAGUCAUGAAUAAAAGGCAUAAUGUGUUGUAGAAACCAGGAAAUAAACUGUGUAUUUUGGAA
This is a messenger RNA of Hemibagrus wyckioides, 1701 nucleotides long. RefSeq names its product RNA binding motif protein 17 (gene rbm17). NCBI's taxonomy places the organism in Eukaryota, Metazoa, Chordata, Actinopteri, Siluriformes, Bagridae. Gene Ontology annotation, biological process: alternative mRNA splicing, via spliceosome; mRNA cis splicing, via spliceosome. The transcript is spliced from 13 exons. Gene Ontology annotation, cellular component: precatalytic spliceosome. The record is from RefSeq and is a predicted model, not a curated record. Gene Ontology annotation, molecular function: RNA binding. The coding region runs from base 146 to 1396 and encodes 416 amino acids.